CCGUCCCUGCGCAGAGAGCGGCCCCGGCCGAGCGGGACAUUUAAAUGAGAGGGCGCGGGGCCUCCUCCCUGCCCGGGAGCCGCACACGUGGCCCCGCGCGGGGCCCCGCCGGGAGCCGGCCGGGGCGGGGCGGGGUCUGCGGGGGGAGGCGGCGGGGCGCAGGGGGCUGGGCCCGGGGGCAGGAGGGGAGGCGCGGGGGCCCAGGCUGCGCGGCCACCGGGCUCGGCGGGCAGCCGGCUCGGGCGGGGCCUGCGGGCGCGGGGGCGGAGCCGGCGGCCCCGACGCGGAAGCGGGAGGAAGCAGCGUGGCUUCCCCUGGAUGUAAACACGGCGGCGGGGCCGGGCCAGGCCGAGGGGUCGCGCCGCGGGGCUUCUCCGAGAGGCCCUGCCCAGGUCAUGAAGUUUCUGAAGCUCUUUGGGCGAUUAAAAUCAGUUGUCAUUGGGAUGGUGCAUGUGGGGGCAUUACCAGGGACACCACAGAGCAGUUUGCCAUUGACCCAGAUCACUGAUCAAGCCUGUCAUGAGGCUGAGAUUUACAAGGAUGCUGGAGUUGAUGGCUUGAUGGUGGAAAAUAUGCAUGACCUUCCUUACACCGUUUAUGUUGGGCCAGAAAUAACUGCAGCAAUGGCAGUCAUUAGUGCUGCAGUGAAACACACCUGCCCAAGUCUCCCAUUGGGUAUCCAGAUUCUGUGUUCUGCAAAUCAACAGGCUGUAGCUGUUGCUCUUGCUUCAGGUCUGGAUUUUAUCCGAGUUGAAGGGUUUGUUUUUUCUCAUGUUGCUGAUGAAGGGAUUAUAAAUGCCUGUGCAGGUGAUCUGCUAAGAUACCGAAAACAAAUCGGAGCACAGCAUGUUCAAAUUUUUGCCGAUAUUAAAAAGAAACACAGCGCUCACGCUCUGACAGCAGAUGUCAGUAUAUCAGAGACUGCUAAGGCUGCUGAGCUCUUCCUUGCUGAUGGGAUUGUAUUGACUGGAACAGCUACUGGAAUGCAGGCAGAUCCUAAAGAAUUGAAAGAAGUUGAACAUGCUGUGAAGAUUCCAGUGCUGAUUGGGUCUGGAGUGACGCUGGAGAAUGCAAGGAACUACUUGGAUGCAAAUGCUUUAAUAAUUGGUUCAUAUUUCAAGAAAAAAGGUUAUUGGGCAAAUAGUGUUGAUCCUGACAGAGUAAAGAAAUUUAUGGAUCAUAUAGGUAAACUGAGAGAAUGAAUUUAUCACCAUAUAGUAUUGUGUUUGUGUAGAAUAAGAUUUGGUCAUAGCACAACUUCUGUGGGGUUACCAUACAAAUCCAAUAGGAUAUACAGUACCAUGCACAAGCAACCUCUAUUAGCAUUCAUGGGAGUUGCAUGGGAAUUGGUUAAUACAAUAUUAAAUGAGGAGAAAAAAUCUUCUCUGUGGCUAGCCAGUAAAUCAGGUGGCAUUUUAAAGAAAAUGGGUGUUCUCAGUUUCAUUUGUCGAAGGCACAUUUCUGCCGCUCUCUACUCCAUGUUCCAGUACUAAAUUAUCUCUUAGACGUUUUCAGGAAUAUAUUCUUUAUGACAGGUAAAGAAUUUGUGCAGCUUAAGAAUUAGCUGAGUUUUGUUUUACAUGUGGAAUACAAUAGGACACCCUAAGAUUUCAGCCACCAGUACUGUAAAUUGGGCAGGUCAGUUAGCCGCUGUGUGCCUCAGUUUCUCCAUCUGUAAAAUGGGGAUAAUAAUACCUAUUUUUAAAAAUGUUGUAGAACAUAAUGAGAUUUUGUAAAGCAAUUUCAUCUAAUAAAAGUUACUAUAAAAGUGCAAGAUUUUUUUUUUCAUUCAAACUCUAUUUGUCAAAAAAAUACAAUAAAAAUGCUGUAAGUUAGUAAAGUCCAUUUAUUCAUGUCUGAAUACUAGUGACGUCGUAGCAGAAUUUUUGGAAGUCUUGAUCCAUCACUAAUUUCAGACACUCAGCAGCUGCCCCUCCCAGUUUUAAGUGGCACCCCAUCUAUUUAUCUCUUUGUUGGUCCUUUUGCUGUGAUGACCCAUCAUGAACUCCUUCCGUGAUGACUUUCUCAAGAUUAUUUCCAUCUCUAUGGCUGAUGUGAGCAAACUACAUAAGUUUGUGCCUGUUGAUUUCUGAGAGCAGAGUCCUCUUUUCUCCAAUAAUAUUUCGAACAUAAGAGUAUAUGCCAGCACCCCAUUCAAAGGCUUCAGUUUUCUUCUAGUCAUCCACAUUAGUUCCCUAAGAUUCACUUCCAUAAGUCGCUAUGGAAAAAAAUUAUACUUUUCACCAGUUAAACCUUACUGAAUGAGGAAGGCAACCUAGUGACAGAGGAUGUGGAAAAAGCUAAUGUACUCAAUGCUUUUUUUGCCUCUGUUUUCACUAACAAGGUCAGCUCCCAGACUGCUGCGCUGGGCAUCGCAAAAUGGGGAAGAGAUGGCCAGCCCUCUGUGGAGAUAGAGGUGGUUAGGGACUAUUUAGAAAAGCUGGACGUGCACAAGUCCAUGGGGCCGGACGAGUUGCAUCCGAGAGUGCUGAAGGAAUUGGCGGCUGUGAUUGCAGAGCCAUUGGCCAUUAUCUUUGAAAACUCGUGGCGAACCGGGGAAGUCCCGGAUGACUGGAAAAAGGCUAAUGUAGUGCCAAUCUUUAAAAAAGGGAAGAAGGAGGAUCCUGGGAACUACAGGCCAGUCAGCCUCACCUCAGUCCCUGGAAAAAUCAUGGAGCAGGUCCUCAAAGAAUCAAUCCUGAAGCACUUGUAUGAGAGGAAAGUGAUCAGGAACAGCCAGCAUGGAUUCACCAAGGGAAGGUCAUGCCUGACUAAUCUAAUCGCCUUUCAUGAUGAGAUUACUGGUUCUGUGGAUGAAGGGAAAGCAGUGGAUGUAUUGUUUCUUGACUUUAGCAAAGCUUUUGACACGGUCUCCCACAGUAUUCUUGUCAGCAAGUUAAGGAAGUAUGGGCUGGAAGAAUGCACUAUAAGGUGGGUAGAAAGCUGGCUAGAUUGUCGGGCUCAGUGGGUAGUUAUCAAUGGCUCCAUGUCUAGUUGGCAGCCGGUAUCAAGUGGAGUGCCCCAAGGGUCGGUCCUGGGGCCGGUUUUGUUCAAUAUCUUCAUAAAUGAUCUGGAGGAUGGUGUGGAUUGCACUCUCAGCAAAUUUGCGGAUGAUACUAAACUGGGAGGAGUGGUAGAUACGCUGGAGGGGAGGGAUAGGAUACAGAAGGACCUAGACAAAUUGGAGGAUUGGGCCAAAAGAAAUCUGAUGAGGUUCAAUAAGGAUAAGUGCAGGGUCUUGCACUUAGGACGGAAGAACCCAAUGCACAGCUACAGACUAGGGACCGAAUGGCUAGGCAGCAGUUCUGCGGAAAAGGACCUAGGGGUGACAGUGGACGAGAAGCUGGAUAUGAGUCAGCAGUGUGCCCUUGUUGCCAAGAAGGCCAAUGGCAUUUUGGGAUGUAUAAGUAGGGGCAUAGCGAGCAGAUCGAGGGACGUGAUCGUUCCCCUCUAUUCGACAUUGGUGAGGCCUCAUCUGGAGUACUGUGUCCAGUUUUGGGCCCCACACUUCAAGAAGGAUGUGGAUAAAUUGGAGAGAGUCCAGCGAAGGGCAACAAAAAUGAUUAGGGGUCUGGAACACAUGAGUUAUGAGGAGAGGCUGAGGGAGCUGGGAUUGUUUAGCCUGCAGCAGAGAAGAAUGAGGGGGGAUUUGAUAGCUGCUUUCAACUACCUGAAAAGGGGGUUCCAAAGAGGAUGGCUCUAGACUGUUCUCAAUGGUAGCAGAUGACAGAACGAGGAGUAAUGGUCUCAAGCUGCAGUGGGGGAGGUUUAGAUUGGAUAUUAGGAAAAACUUUUUCACUAAGAGGGUGGUGAAACACUGGAAUGCGUUACCUAGGGAGGUGGUAGAAUCUCCUUCCUUAGAGGUUUUUAAGGUCAGGCUUGACAAAGCCCUGGCUGGGAUGAUUUAACUGGGAAUUGGUCCUGCUUCGAGCAGGGGGUUGGACUAGAUGACCUUCUGGGGUCCCUUCCAACCCUUAUAUUCUAUGAUUCUAUGUUUCGAGAGGCCACACUUUUAUAAGGGAGGCCACGACUGAACAAGCCAUCCCUAGUCUUCUUCCGAUUUCUUUAGACUAGCCUCCUUGAUUGGACUAUGAAUGAUCCCAGAUAAUUAAAUCAAUCUACUUCCUCUACAGCUUGACCAUUAAUCUUGUUGUCCACUUGCAUCCUGAUGUUAGUGAUAGUGUCAAGAUACAUGCAUUUUCAUUUUUGCCCCUUUCAGUAGUACAUAUUUCUCAUUAACUGUUUUUAACAGACACCAACAUUUGUUGAAUUCCAUUGAUGGUUGCAACAAAAAGCAUAUCCGAGGUCAGUAAGAGGUGUUCACCAAUGGAAAUCCUAGUUCCUUUCACUUUAUCAAAACCUUCAGGGCUUGUCUCACAAGAAAUUCUGCAUACAUAUUAAAAAGACUUGGGAGGCAAAGGAGCAUUCUGUCUCCAUGUACCAAUGGAAAACUUACUGCUGUUUGCACCAUGAUCUGUUGAUGAUGGAGACUUGUCACGAAUUCAAUUAGAUGCUUUGGAAUCCCCAUGUCAGCCAGUAUCCUCCAGAGACUGUCAUGAUGGAUGAUAUCAAAUGUUUUGGAGUAGUCAGAGAAACGCCUAAUCAAUGGAUUGCUGAAUAUUUGCAAUUUGAUUGUAUGUGCCUCGUCCCUCUCUAAAAUCAGCUUGUGGUGAUGGUAGUUCUGCUUCUGUCAUUUGCUUCGUGCUGUCCUGAAUUAUACAGAGGAACACUUUACUUGCAUGCUAUAUCAAGGAGAUGGUACAAUAGUCACUGUGCUGUUAUAUUUCCUUUCUUUGGUAAGAGCAGAAAAAUUCCCUUUGUCCAAUCAUCCAGUCAAUUUCUAGUCAUUCAUGCAUUGUUGCAAAUUUUCCACAUGAGAUCAAUAUCACCAUCACCAAUCACUUUUAACAAUUCUGCAGGCACAUUAUCUACCCCUGGUGCUUUCCCAAGCUUCAUUUUCAUAAAAGCACGCACCACUUCCUCACUCAGGAUUGAUGGCUCAGGCUCUGUACUCUCUUUUCUGUCAUCCUGUAUUGUAAGUGGCUCUGAUGAGGCAUAGAGGUUGGCACAGUAAUCUCUCUGUGUUUGAAAUCACCACCUUCAGUAAAAACACUACUGUCAUGAUCUUUUAUUAUGCUUGGUUGCAGGGAAAACUUCUUACUAAAAUGUCUGACCACUGUGAACAUACCUUUUGUUUUAUUAUUUUAAUUCUCGAGUUCCUCACAUUUUGCUCUAAUGUAUUUGCUCUUAUCUCCUCUAGUCUGCCUUUCUAUCUGUCUGCUCAGUUCCUUACAGCGUAUUUUCUCUCCUGCAUUCUUCAGUCUCCAACCUUAACCUUCUCUGUUAAUUAUGGUGCGGUCUGACACUCACUUUUUGGAAUGUGUGCUUUAGUGGCUUCAAGCAUGAUAGUUUUCAUUUUAUUCCAAAAGUCAUUCAGGUUUUUUCUUCUCUUUCACAUAUGAUAGUGACUCACACCUGUUCUUUACGGAAGUCAUGUAGUUUUAGUUGAUUUGGGACAAGUGCAGACGCAGCGGACCUGCCAAACGUCCUAUCUUUUUACAUUUUAAUUUUAUGUUUGAGGGUAACAGUUGAUGGUCUGACCCACAGUCUGCACUCAGGGAAGUCUUUGUCCAUUGGACGCUUUAUCUCCAGCGUCCCUGUAUCAUUACAUAGUUGAACUGGUUCUUUGUCACAUCAUCAGGUGACCUCCAUAUAUGUAAACAUAUAGGAUGUUGGGUGAAGAUAUUGUUUGUAAUGAUCAGAUGAUUACAGUACAGACUUCGACUAAACAUCUUCCUCUCAUAUUGUAAACCCAGACCACUGUUUCCCUUUAUUUCUUUGAGAGCUUACAACUCCAACUUUUGUGUUCAGAUCUCCAAUUACAAGGGUGAUGUCUUCACUUGGUGUUUUAAUAAGUGUCUCUUCAAAUCAUUCAUAGAAUGCCAUAAAUUGUUCGCUCGUCAGCUGCAUAGAGGCUUAAACCUCUAUGAUCAACCUUUUAACUGACUUUGCUUGAAGGCAAAUUGUAAUGGUUGUGUUGCUGAUUGUAUUAUAUCCAAGCACACACUUUGGUGUCUCCUUGAAUAAAAUAAAUGCAACCCCUUUUUUCUCACUUUCUCAGAACCUGAGUGUAUACCACAUACCCAUCCAUCAUCAUGAAGUGACUUCUACCAUUCCAUCACAGCUUAGAUUUCAUGUAUAUCUAUCUUACAUCUUUGUAAAUGGCAAAGUUCCCUUCAUACAUACGCCUCACAAUCCAUGUUCCUGUUCUGAUCAUUCUUUUAUGAAGGUUCAAGUUAUUCUUUUCCUUGGUGCAAACAUCAGGUACUGUACUUCCCAAAGGAUUUGGUACAGCACCAUCGUAACUGCAACUGGUACUCUUGAUGGCCAGAACCUCCUCCCCAGGAUAAUUUGAUGAGCCUUUUGACGUGGGAGGUAUCUCACCAUCCAGUGCCACACAUGGAUCAUGUUGCCUUUGUUCUGCCAUGAUUGGUCUCAUGGGAGAAAAUACACGGGGUGGUUUCCUAUUGCCUUCUCUCUGGUUUGUGGUUGCCGUUGCUUAAAUCAUGAUUUAAUAACUCUUCUCCCUGUUGAUGGCAUUUCCCAAUUGGAGGUCCCAAUAUCCUCCCCAGGACCUCAUCUGUCUGAAGCCAUUAGUACUUCCUGAGGUUUCAGCCAGUUGUAGAUGGUACGGUCUACUGCCAUUACAGCAUCAGGCUGACUUGGAAAUGCUGUACCACAACCAAAAUUUUGAAAAAAAUUGGGAAAUGGAUUCACUUUCAGUACUUAAUGAAGAGUAAGUGUAAAUAUUUAAAUUAUUUUAAAUAGAGCUGCUUGACAUUUUUUAGGAAUUUUGACAAAAUAUUUUAGUAAAAGCAUUUGAAAUGAAGAUUUAAUGCUGUUUCCAGACCAGCUAAUUCAGCUCUGCACUUCUCAGGAUUAGUAUUAGUGAUGUUGCAGACUGCCAAGAUCCUUCCUGAUACACACAGGGGUAAUUGUGAUGGAAGCCUUUCUUGUUGUACUGAGGGGUAAACACAGAUUUUCAUUUUUCACAAAGAAUUCUUCAACACAGAAAACAAUAGUGGAUAGAUUCAGCCAUCUCUUAAAACUAAUAAAUUAUCACGAAUAAAAAAUGAUUUUCCUUAGCCAAAAAAAGGUCUAGAAGUCAUUGUGUGCUUAUGUAAAAUCAGAGAAUGAUAGAAGUACUAAAAGAUCUUUAAAAAAUCUUUUUUGUUAUUUUGGGUUCAUAAUGUGAAAAUCUGUGUGAUGUUUUAGUGAGAAUGAUGUGGACCCAGACAUGUUCUACAUGGAUACAUUUCAGAGAGGUGUUUUUAUCUGAGCACCCAAGUGAAAGAAGAAAUUUUGCACGAUAGUAUUUAUUUAUUAUAUAUUUAUAAUGUAUUUUGCAGAUUCGUUGGGUUGGAAAUGUAUUUACUUCAUGAACUAUCAUGUGAAAAACAGUCAAAUGUAAAUAAAAAUGACAAUUUCUGAUUAUA
Caretta caretta (loggerhead turtle) is the source of this 7496-nucleotide messenger RNA. RefSeq lists its product as uncharacterized. NCBI's taxonomy places the organism in Eukaryota, Metazoa, Chordata, Testudines, Cheloniidae. The record is from RefSeq and is a predicted model, not a curated record.